AGGAAACAAACCCAACAAAAACGUUGCCGACUACCCCUCAACCUCCAACCCUGAAGCUCUUGCUUAACCAUGGUUACUUUUCUUAUCAUCCACCGUCUGCACAUGCAGUUAGGAUUUAGAGAGCAGAACUAACGCCCCCACCUCUCUCUCUUUCUCCCUCUCUCAACUUCACGUUACUGGAAGAAGAGAGAAGUUUGCAUUUUUGGUUCUCAAAUUACUGUCUGACUGUUUGUUUUCCGGGGACUGUCACAUUCUUGGUAUAUUUUCCAGCACAAGAAGUUGUUAUCUUGCUUCCCAACAGAAAUACUGGUGUGUACCUUCUUUCAAUUUUGUGUGUGUGUGUUUUAUUCUUUCUAUAUUUAUGCAUAGAUUGAGGGUUAUAUAUUUCUGGGCUUUCUCUAAUUGGUGGGUAACUUAGAUUUAGAGCCUGUGAGAUCCGAAACUAGAAAUAUAACCAAUUGGGGCGACUUGAAAAAGAUGUAUUGGAGGGUAAGAACUAAGAUGGGUUUCUUAUUGAUGUAUUUGUUGUUCAUCUGUUGAAUGAAGUAAGUGGAUUUGAAUUUGUGGGGAAGAACUUAUUUUAUUUAUUUAUUUAUUUUUAUUGUUUUUGGUAUAGAUAGAUUUCAACUGGGUAUUGUAAAUUUCAAGUCUUAUUUAGUUUGUGGGUGGUGUUGAGAUGAAAAUAGAGGUAGGUAUGGGGGGUUUGGCGUGGAAUAACGAGGAAAGGGCCUUGCUUGCUCUGGUUUUGGGCACUCGAGCUUUUGAUUAUCUCAUGUCAAGCUCAGUUUCUGCCGAAUGCUCUUUAAUGGCAGUUGGUGGUGAUGAGAAUUUGCAGAAUAAGCUCUCAGAUCUCGUGGACGGCCCAAACGCGGACAAUUUUAGUUGGAAUUAUGCCAUUUUCUGGCAAAUUUCGCGGUCCAAGUCCGGCGACCUGGUUUUAGGAUGGGGAGAUGGGUCUUGUAGGGAGCCAAAGGAAGGGGAGGAGGAAUCGGAAGUUUACCGAAUUCUGAAUAUUCCGCUGGCGGAUGACACCCAACAGAGGAUGAGGAAAAGGGUACUUCAGAAAUUGCACACACUGUUUGGGGGUUCAGAUGAGGAUAGUUAUGCUUUUGGACUAGAUAGGGUUACGGAUACUGAGAUGUUCUACCUAGCAUCCAUGUACUUUUCAUUCCCUCCAGGUCAAGGCGGCCCGGGGAGGUGUUUCGCAUCAGGGAAGCACAUAUGGCUCUCGGAUGCAUUGAGGGCACCAUCUGAUUACUGUGUCCGAUCAGUCCUAGCGAGGUCUGCUGCUAUUCAGACAAUUGUUUUGAUCCCAACUGAUGUAGGAGUGGUAGAAUUGGGAUCAGUUAGAUCCAUACCAGAAAGCUUGGAGGUGUUGCAGUCAAUAAAAUCAUCCUUCUCGUCCCUUGGCUCACUCAUCAGGGCCAAGCCGAUGAUGACUGUACAGCACACCAGUGACAAGAAAGAUGGAAAUGCCCAUUUCUCUAAUCUGGGUAUUGGGGAGAGAAAGGAUGGAAUUCCAAAGAUUUUUGGGCAGGAUUUGAACUCGAGUCGUUCUCAAUUUAGGGAAAAACUCGCUGUUAGGAAGGCGGUGGAGAGGCCGUGGGAAGUGUGCUCAAAUGGGAAUAGGUUUCAAGCUCCAAAUACUCAAAAUGGGUUUCAUGGUUCAAACUGGACACAAUUCCAUAGUCCAAAGCAGGGGAUGACUGUUGAAAGUUUCAAUCAGACUCCAACAAAUAAUCUUCAAGAGCUUGUUAAUGGUGUUAGGGAUGAAUUUCGGCUUAACCAGUACCAGCCUCAAAAGCAGGUGCUAAUGCAAAUUGAUUUUGAAGGGGCCACUUCAAGGCCUUCUGUUAUUUCCCGGCCAGUUAGUGUUGAGUCCGAGCAUUCAGAUGCUGAGGUUUCAUGCAAGGAAGAGCGGGCAGCCCCAGCUGAUGAAAAGAGGCCACGGAAACGGGGCCGCAAACCUGCUAAUGGAAGAGAAGAGCCCCUCAAUCAUGUAGAGGCGGAAAGGCAGCGACGGGAGAAGCUGAACCAGCGGUUCUACGCGUUACGAGCUGUUGUGCCCAACAUCUCAAAGAUGGACAAAGCCUCCUUGUUGGGAGAUGCCAUUGCUUACAUCACUGAGCUUCAGAAGAAGCUCAGAGACAUGGAAUCAGAGAAGGAUAAAUUCGGGAGCACUUCAAGAGAUCCAUCGAUUUUGGAGGCUAAGCCAAAUUUGGAAAAUCAAAACCAAGUUCCAAACAUCGAAAUCCAAUCUGUCCGUGAUGAAGUUAUUGUGAGGGUGAGCUGCCCUUUGGAUACCCACCCCGUAUCAAGAGUCAUUGAAGCAUUCAAAGAGGAGCAGAUCACUGUUGUUGAGUCAAAUCUUGCCGCAGGGAAUGACACAGUGUAUCAUACAUUUGUGAUCAAGUCUCAAGGAUCUGAGCAGCUGACAAAGGAAAAAUUGAUUGCAGCAUUUUCCCGCGAAUCCAACUCUUUUAGGUGAUUUGGGUAACAAGAAAAUUGUAUUAACAUAGUUUUUAAUCAUAUAUGUAGUGAAGAAACCAUUCAAUAGCUUAUGCAAAGGUUUUGGUAUACGGUAAUGUAGGUUAGAAGUAGAAAAAUUAAUACCUAAUGACCAAGUAGGCCAGCAAAUUUGUGUGUGUGUUUCUAGUAUACGUAUGCUGUCAUAAGGAGCUAUUCUUGCAAGAUGAAUUGAGUUUGUAAGUUUAACCAACUCUGUCAUUGCUACUUACUUUUCUAGGAGUUGAUAAACUUCUUUUGUUUUUUUAUGCUUGUGGAAUUGUUUCUCUAAUCUUAUAUACCUUAUCUCCUCCGCUUUUCUCUAAA
Messenger RNA from Cornus florida, 2832 nucleotides. RefSeq names its product transcription factor MTB1-like. The transcript has a single exon. Gene Ontology annotation, biological process: regulation of DNA-templated transcription. Lineage: Eukaryota; Viridiplantae; Streptophyta; Magnoliopsida; Cornales; Cornaceae. Gene Ontology annotation, molecular function: DNA-binding transcription factor activity; transcription cis-regulatory region binding; protein dimerization activity. Gene Ontology annotation, cellular component: nucleus. The record is from RefSeq and is a predicted model, not a curated record. The coding region runs from base 677 to 2488 and encodes 603 amino acids.